CGCCAUACUGAGAAGCGAACGUUAUCUCGAAUACAAUACAUGGUCUCCAUAUAUACAGUAAAAAAAUUUCGUGCAGUCCGAGUUGAAUAAGCAGCGAAUAAAAAUCUGGAUAACUGUGCUCGUGCCGAUAAUUUUAUAUUCAAUUCAAUAUAAAUUUUUAAAAACGCGUACAAAUAUAUUUAGCCAUCGUUAUAAAAGUGAGGAAGAGAAAAUGGACGGAGGAGCCAACGACGGAUCAUCAACGGAGCAACACCCUCGCUAUGUUCUUCGCCCUUGGCUAUUGUUGUCGUCGUGCCAGCCACCGAAGCCGGUGCACGAUCAGAAUCCGAGUAUUUAUAAACGAAGAGAAGUCAUGGCGAGCAACAUCUCGUGUUUGCGUUGGCUUCUCACAGCAUCUUUCAUUUUUUUAGGCAUUUCCGGCGUCGUAGUUUGUGCCACCGGAAGUUACUUCGUCGAUCAACUUCACGGUUCACUGACGAAAUCGGAAUGGUACGGUCCACCGGUUCUUCUUUUAACGACCGGAAUUCUCAACAUCAUUCUUGGCCCUUACUUCUGGUUUUUUUUCGACUCAAAAUACAAUCGCCUUCAACUUUCGAUGUUUCUGACUCUGGUCGUUUUCGUGGCGAUAAUCGAAGCGAGUGUUGGGGUUUGGGCCUUAAUCGAUCACGGCAAGGUGGAUACGGCGAUUUUCAAAAUAUUGGAACACGAAUUGGCAACUGUUGGGUCAAUCGAUCAAAGAUCAGGCUUGAACAGCAGCGAGAUCAAGGUCAAAUGCUGCGGGUUCGAGGAGUCCUCGACUUGGACUGAGGACCAAGUUAUAAGCUGGUCCUGUUGCAACACGAGACCGUUGAGCGGGAAUCAGGAAUACGAAAGUGGCGACAUCUGUAGUGUUUUCUACAUCGACGAAUGUCGCGAUCUUGCCCUGCAUCGUUAUCGAUCGAUCCUGAUUUACACAUCCGUGGUGGCGUUUUGUGCGACGAUUAUACAGAUUCUCGAAGCCUUCGGCCUUCAUGCUUACGCGAAGAAGUGCGUGAAUAAAAAACGAGCUCGGAGCUUUGUGAGGAGUAUAAGUCAACAACAUUCGAGAGCCACAUGUACAGGGCUACAAUUGGGGCCGCAGCACGUUUGCGAAGGUUGCUCGCCCGUCCACUGCGUCGAAUGAUGACUUCGAAACGCUGUCUUUACGCAUUUGCCCCUUUUUACAACGACGCUCAUUCAUUUGUGAAUGCAUCUUCGAAGUAAACUUACCACUUUUAUAGAUCGAUUUUUACAGGAACGAAACACAUCGGGAUCCGCUUGACAUUACGUUUCGAGAGCGAUUAGUCAAUAAUUCGAAGAGAAUCCAUUUUUUAUUUACAAGCUCGUUUAGCAUCGUUGCAUAGCGUCUGAUCGUUUAUGAAUCAUUUCUGAAGAACGUGAGCGAAUUCUUGCGACCAGACGACACGUAUAGAUACGUCAUUUUACCAUAAACGAUAUAAACACUACUCGGACAAUGAAACGCGAGGGUGGGAGAGAGAAAGGUCGAUGGAGUGACGCGGGAUGAUGCAUUAGUCAUCGAUUAUAACCUCACAUGUGUUAACCGUCUGUUUGCCUUGAGGCACGGCGAACUCUCGAGAAAUCUCAUCUUUUAUCGCACGAUCCCGCGUAAAUUUUAGUCCUUUCCCCUCCAGCACUCUAUUCGUUGAUAUCGCGUUGCUGGACUCGUUGUUUUUGCUCUUUUUCCACCUCGCUUUGGUGAUAACCUGUACACUUUUCACAAAAAAUAAAAAGUUGAAACGGAGAUUA
Messenger RNA from Venturia canescens, 1785 nucleotides. RefSeq lists its product as uncharacterized. NCBI's taxonomy places the organism in Eukaryota, Metazoa, Arthropoda, Insecta, Hymenoptera, Ichneumonidae. Gene Ontology annotation, cellular component: membrane. The record is from RefSeq and is a predicted model, not a curated record. The coding region runs from base 212 to 1162 and encodes 316 amino acids. The transcript has 6 exons.